UUUUGUUUAAUCAGACGUCAGAGUCACAAAUCAAUUGUUUCGGUUGUCGGAAGUUGUGCUUUUUGUGGUUUUAUAUUCUUUAUUAAUUCCUUACUUGAUCCAUACCUACCCGGAAAAGAUUAUUUUCUUUAUUAUCUUCAAGUGUCAUAAUACCAGAAAACUACACCAAUUAAUUGAAUAUUACAAACAAAUAUCUCAUAGACUACAGUGGGCUUAGAGUUAACUUUUAUCCAAAUCAGAAUAUUUAUUUACUUACCGUCGGUUUGAGUUGUAAAAGCACAAAAACAUUAAAUAAUAACCGAAUAAAUAAUAAUCCGAAUAUAAAAGCAUGGCAGCAGCGGCGGCUACAAGUGUUGUUGUUUUGGAUCGUGGAAACAACACCACAUGCACAAUUAAUUUACACGGAGCUACAGUUGUAUCAUGGCGAGUUAACAACCAAGAACAGCUGUUUGUAAGUAAACUAGCAUCUUUUGACGGUAAAAAGGCAAUCCGAGGUGGAAUUCCAUUUGUAUUUCCCCAAUUUGGCCCAUGGUCAUUUGGACCCCAGCACGGAUUUUCGAGGAUAACACGAUGGACUCUUGAAAGGCCACCAGAAAGACUACCCAACGGAGAUGUCGAAGCUCUUUUUUCACUUAUGGAUACUGAAUUCACACGAAAUAUGUGGAAUUAUCCCUUUCGGAUAACUUAUCGUCUGAUUUUACGUGAGAAAGAACUACAUUUCCACAUUGGUGUUUAUAAUCCAAGUAAGGACCUCACAUUCUCCUUCAACUUAUUACUUCACACUUACUUAAAAGUUCCUGAUGUCCGUAGAUGCCAAAUAACUGGACUCCAUGGCUGUACAUUCAUUGACAAAACACGUGAUGGAGCACUGUAUCAAGAAGGGAGGGAAGUCGUGACAAUUGGCGAAUGGACUGAUAGAAUUUAUCAGCAAACUCCUCAGGAGCAUGUUAUAACAAAUGUUGUAUCCGGCAGAAAAAUGCGAUUACAUAAAUACAACUUUCCUGAUACGGUUAUCUGGAAUCCAUGGAUAGACCAAGCACGUGAAAUCUCUGAUUUUGGAGACGAUGAAUAUCCAAACAUGCUAUGUGUGGAAUCGGGUCACGUAUCAUCUCCAAUUAUUCUUUUACCAGGAACUGCAUUUGAAGCUAGUCAAAUUCUGCAAAUAAUAAUUGAAGGAAAUGUCAACAGAAAAACAAAACGGAGCCGCUAGCAGCUAAAGCGUAUGCUAGACAUCCAAUGAAGUUAAGGAACAACUAAAAAGUGCCGGACGAGUCCCAAACCUUGCUUGUUGGAGCUAAAAAUAUAUGCUUUUAUAUUUUUCUAUAUACAUAUUUACUGACUUAAACAAAAGCCACCCUUGCAUAAUAUUCUGUUAAUUUUUUUUCUAUUUUCAAUACAAGUUGAUCUUAUACUUUAUUAAAUAUUAUUUUUUUUUAUUCUAAUGUAAUCAAAAAAAGAAUCAAUUAGAUUUGUAUUUUAAACGCUUUAAUCUAAGUAAAAGGAAUGCACACAAUUAAAUAACCCCAAGUAGUAUUUCGUGAAUAAAAAUGAAUCGUUUUAUUAAAAAGUUAAGUGUGGUCAUCAAAAUGUUUUUCCAUUAAGUAAAAAGAAUAUAAUUUUUUUCUAACAAAAAACCACUGAUAAAAUAAUCAAUCUUAUAAAGAAGUCCCAAAUGCAUAGAAGGUACCCAAAAUUUCCUUUUUUGCCAAUCCAUUCCUUUCCAUCAAUUAUAAUUAUAAUUCAGGGCACGCGUAAGCAAGUAUACAUGCACGAAAGUUAGAUUGCGAUUUUAAGGCAAGUGGUUUUCGGGUAGACAAUUUAAUUUAUAACAAAUAAUUUAAAUUAAUUAAUUUACCCAUUAAAUAAAUCUAUUCAGUUAUAUGAAAAAUACUAAAUACUGAUAAUUCCGCCUAUGCCAAGUGAUCUGCUGCUACCAUAUGUACAUAAGUAUUUAUUUGAAUUUCCAUCAGUGAAUGUUAUCACGUGAAAAUACGUGCUAACAGGUGCUACUCCGACCUCAGAUUCAUUUUCCAACCAUCCAAUUAUUGGUUGGAUGCCACAAACAAGUAUAUUAAUUAUUCCGCUUCAAACUUUCACUAUGCUUCAUUCAAAUUAAACGUUCUAAGUAAAUAUUAAUGAUAUCGAUAAAAACCGAACAUUAAAAAAAAAUACUUGUGAUCAUUUCUUAAAAAGACUGGGGGCAUUUAAAUAAUGUAAUAUUCUAUGUAUGUAAGAUACAUAUUUUUGUAAAGAAUGUUUUGAUUAUUUUACAGAUUUUUUUAUUUAAAAUAAAAAUGUGCUCAAAAGAUUCAGUUAUACCGUCGCUGUCAAUAAAAAACGAAGUUUCUGAGUAAAUGAUAAUCUGUUUUUUUAAAUAGCGCCGAUAUGUACUUAAUCCAUGGUUUUGAAUUUUAAUUUCGACAAAAAAUAAACAAUAUACUAAAUAUACGCACACUUUGUUGUUAUUACAGUUUGCAAACAUUGUUUCACAAAUAAAUAUAUAGAGUAAAAUGGUUUUUGAAGUAAUUUGACAUUAAUCAAAAAAAAAAAAAAAAACGUAGCAAAUAAAAUUUGAUAAUAAUUGUGAUAGUUUAUUUUAAAUAUGCAUAUUGAAAAAAAAAACUUAAUAAAUUCCAAAUAGAGAACAAAAUGAAACGUCCUAGCUGUAUAGAAUUGAAUCUAUAAUAUUAUUCCACUUUUAUACAACACUAAAUGUUUUGUGAAUCAUUAAACUAACUAGAAACUUAUUUAUAAGGAAUAGACUUAUUUUUUUAAAUGUAAAAAAAACCAUAGUUAAUUUAAGAAAUUGCAUUACACUUACACAAAAAAAAAAAAUACAAUAAUGAAUUAACAACUAAUCUUUCAAUCUUUUUCCAGAGGA
Molecule: messenger RNA, 2881 nt
Organism: Episyrphus balteatus (marmalade hoverfly)
Lineage: Eukaryota; Metazoa; Arthropoda; Insecta; Diptera; Syrphidae
Exons: 9
Coding region: 329-1210 (293 amino acids)
Biological process (GO): carbohydrate metabolic process
Molecular function (GO): isomerase activity; carbohydrate binding
Source: RefSeq, a predicted model, not a curated record